This is a messenger RNA of Diuraphis noxia (Russian wheat aphid), 1807 nucleotides long. RefSeq names its product RAS oncogene family member Rab30 (gene Rab30). The record is from RefSeq and is a predicted model, not a curated record. Gene Ontology annotation, molecular function: GTP binding; GTPase activity. NCBI's taxonomy places the organism in Eukaryota, Metazoa, Arthropoda, Insecta, Hemiptera, Aphididae.
AUAGUAAGUAAGAACGUAUGUAAAAUAAAUAAUAAUGUAAUAUAUUUAUGUUUUUAUGGAUUUGUGAAGUGGGGUGGUUGCGUGUGCGUGUUAUUUCCGCUUUUUAUCAAUUUACGUGUUCUUAUCAAGUCGUAGUUAAUGAUUAWUAUUGUUAUAACUUUAUAAGAUAUUAUAUCUUUCAUUUAUGUAUAUAUAUAUUUGAUAAUACCUGUAUAAAUAUUACGUAUUUAYGUGAAUAUGAGCACACACUCAUACGCCCGCACGUAAAUCAUAAACGCACACAUAAAUUAUACAUACAUGUAAUAUUAAAAAAAAAACCAUUUACCUAUUUUACCAACAAUUUCUAUUGUUUGAACCAUUCAUGACUAAUUAGUGAUACCGUUGUUCCUAUUUCCAUUUUACGUUACGUUAACGUGCACACGAAUACUCGAUACGAUGAUCAAACAAAGUUAAUAAGCUUCUCGAUUCUGAGAAAUCCAUUGAUGUUUAUGUCUGAAGUUUGCUAUGUAACAGUAGAUCGAACGGAAUGUUCGGUGUUACCCAUCGUAAUAAAAGCUAUUGCUAGUAAUUUUAUUUAAUUUUUCUUGAUUCACUAGUAUUUUGUGCUAUGGAAGACUAUAAAUUCUUAUUUAAAGUAGUACUAGUUGGUAAUGCUGGUGUCGGCAAAACUUGUUUGGUCCGUCGAUUUACUCAGGGAAUGUUUCCUCMGGGCCAAGGCGCAACAAUAGGAGUGGAUUUUAUGAUAAAAACAAUUGAAAUAGACAAUGAAAAAGUCAAACUCCAAAUUUGGGACACUGCAGGACAAGAAAGAUUCCGUUCAAUAACUCAAAGUUAUUAUCGAUCUGCACAUGCUCUAAUAUUAAUUUAUGACAUAACAUCCCAGCCAACAUUUGAUUGCCUUAAUGAUUGGCUUCGUGAAAUUGAUGAAUAUGCUAAUAACAGAGUACUAAGGGUUUUAGUUGGUAACAAAAUAGACAAAGAAGACCGUGAAAUUCCUUCUCAUGUAGGUCAAGACUUUGCUCAAAGACAUGAUAUGCGCUAUUUAGAAACAUCGGCAAAACAAGCUGACAAUGUAGAAAAAUUAUUUGUUCAAAUUGCUUCAGAAUUGAUGGAGCAAGCUAAAUCCAAAGGAAUAUCUUCAGACAGUCCACAGUCUCUACCAUUCAACACUAGAACUUCUAAAUCCAUCAAUGAUUACUGUUGUAAUCGUUGAAAACGUAAUAAUCAGUAUUAUUUUUAUUAUUGUCAUUAAUAUUUAACUGAGCUUAUCACAGGGUAAAUUGUAAUCAAACUAUACUUUACCUAAAAUCAGUUAGAUAAUAAUGCUUUUAACAAAAAAAAGUUACCUAAUAGUAACAUGAUGAGCAAAAAUAAUUAGUAUUAUAGUUCUAACAUCAAUUGAGUUAUUGUUUUAUUUAUUGAUAUUUUUAUGUUUCAUGGUUGUACAAACUACAAGGUGUUGGGAUACAAAUAAAAUGAAUUGUAUCCAAAAUAAAUGUGCUCAAAUAUAUUAUCAUCUAUUUGAAUUUAACUUGAUAACACUAUUAAUCUGUAUUUUGAUCAAAAUUAAUUGUGUUUACAAUAUCAAUGUUCAUUAAACAAUAAUAAUGUUUCAAGUAUUAUUAAACCACAUUUCUCAUUAUUCAACCAAAACUCUGCUAGUAUUGUUUGUUUUAAUAUUUUAUGUAAUUUGUUUAUUUUAACUUUUAACACUUUUAAAAUAUGUUUGAUUAAGUUUUUACCUUUAAAUUGAAUAUAAUUGUUUUUAUUAAAUAAACAUAUGACCCUUAAUAAUGUAUGUUUUGGU